AUGUUCAUGGGGCUCUUUUUUCUCCGCGUCAUUCUCAACCCAACAUCCUCCAGCUCUGUUUAUAAAUGUUUGGCGACGGAGAAGCGCCCCCCGUGGGUCUUUGUUUUGAGCCGAAAGGCUCAGUGGAAAUGCCUGGAUUUGCCGGCGGUCGUGUACUAAAGAUGGCCAGAAAUCGGAGGAAAAGCAUGGGAACAGUUGAACACAAAAAAAUAACCCAAAAUGUUUAUUUUUAAAAGUUUUUUUAUGCUCAAAAAAAUCAAUCUUUUUUUCGGUCUUACAAACAUUUCAUUGUGGUAAAGGCCAAUCUUUCAGCGUUCGAUUCAUUUUUUUGUGAAGGUUCCAGAACAAUUUCUGAAAGAAUCUGCUUAAGUUUAUAUUCUAAUUAAAUUAAUUAAGAAAGUUCUCGUGAAAUUGCGGAAAACGUGCAUUUUUUUGCGUGACGACUGUGGCGCGCACUUGAUGCAUGAUGUAAGAGCGAAAAUUUUCCAAACCUUUUUUUUCUUAAAAUUUCGUUUUUCAAGGUUUUUUUGACAGUUUUCGUUUCUCAAAAUGCUUUCAGAUUGUAUAGAUAGAUUAAUAAAGGCAGUUGAAAGGAAUUUGAAAAAAAAACAGCGAAAAUUGCGUAUAGAAAUGGUCUAGAUUAUUUUUGUGCGUGAAGUUAUCUUCAUCUUUCUGAUGUUUUGAGGUUUUUUGUUGGUAAAAAUUUUCGGAUGCGUUCACUUUACAUAUAGAAAAUAUUUUUAUUAUCCCAAAGCUUUAAUAAAUUUUUCAAAGAUAAUUUUUAUACUUCCAAGUUCGUUUCUUUUUUUAUUUUUUUGUCACGUAUCAAUAUUUUUCAUUUCUAAUUUCAGUUAAUCGGCAUGUUGAGGAAGAGUUUUUUUCGGCGUUUGUAUCUGGAAGUAAAGUUUUGACCAAAUCAUAUUUAAAAUCGUAAGUUUUUCUAUCAAAUUCGUUUAUUUUGGAAAUUUCAGACAAGUGAAUCGUUGUACUGCCAGUGCCCAUGGUUAUAGCACUUCACAAGAGGAAGAAUCUCAGUUUGAUAUUCGUAAAGAUGGAAAAAAAGAUUGAAAGGUUGCAAUUUAUUUAUAGAAUAAAUUUAUUCGUAUGUUCCAGGAUCUGAAUUUUCCGAGCUUGUAUUUUCGCAAAUAACCGGUGAAGAGAAAUCGCAAAUACCAAGAUCGGCUUUUGAAGUUCUUGCGAAGGAAUACGAUGAAGUUACGACGGAGGGAAAUGAUUUUAGGGUAAUUUUUGAAAGAAUUGAUUUCUGUUUUUAUUUCAAAUUUAUUUUGGAGCAAGUUUUUCAGUGAAGUUUUCCAAGUUAGCGAAUUUAUCUAUCUGAAAAUUGGGCUUUUGAACUGAUUAUUUUAUUUAGAAAAAUAAUUUUUGGUCUGCAAAUAUUCAGUGAACUCCUAGUGAAAAAAAUGCUGUUCAAAAAAAUACUUUUUUUCAAAAAAAUAUCAGUUUUUUUAAAUUUUUUUAAUGGAGUUAGCUUGGUUUACAGCACAUUUAUCGUGUGUUUGAUGAAAAAAAUAUUCAAUUUAAUUCUUUAUUUAUUUUUAAAAUUGAGCGUUUUAGGUAUCCUGUUUGCUUAUAUACCAUGUCUCACUAGGAAAUGUAUUUUACAAAUCAAAUUAAUCACUGGAAAAGCUUCUAAAGGCUCUUAAAAAACAGUCCAUUUUUGAACUUAAUUAUUUUUUGACUAUUUUUGACUCUAUGCCAAAUGGAGACUGUAUGAGUACUUUUUCGAAAAUUGAACCCAGGUUUUUCUUUUCAGGAAAAGUACCAAAGAUCCCUGGCCGAAACGGAAAACGUCAGGCGGCGGGGCAUAAAACAAACCGAAGACGCCAAAGUUUUUGCCAUCCAGGGAUUUUGCAAGGAUUUGUUAGAGGUCUCUAAAGAAAUAAACUGAAAAAAGAGAGACUUUUGAGGUGGCCGAUAUCCUGGAAAUGGCGGUGAACUCUGUGAAAGCCGAGGAGCUGGAGAAGGGCGGAAAAACGUUGAAAGAUCUUCACGACGGCGUCUCGAUGACCCGUACGGUUCUCCUGAAGACUUUCACGAAACACGGCCUCGUUCCGGUCAAUCCGGUCAAUGAAAAGUUCGACCCGAACCUUCAUGAGGCCGUUUUCCAGAUACCGCCCGCUAAUGUUCGUUUUUCAAAAACUAUUCUGAAUAUUUUUCAUGUAAAUUGCCAAACAAGCGUUUUUUUUUUGAUAGGAAAAGUCGGAAGGACCCUUUGAGCGACCGUUAUGGAUCAAAAAGUUUCCAUUAAUUGUUUCAAAACGGGUAGAAACGGUUUCCUUUUAACAGCUUUUUUCCGUCCUUUCAUCACCCUUUUUGGACCAUUUUGAGGAAUUUUUUCAAAUGGAGAAUAAUCUUUACAAGCGACUGUGUAUUAACAAAAAUUUGCUACAGUAAUAAAAUCGGAAUUCAUCAAUGGCCGAGACUUUCAGUACCCUUGUGAGGCUUGUUAGCCCUUCAAGAAAGAAAGGCUCAAUAAAGGCCGCGAAACAGUAGCUUCUUAGCGACCAUUUUGCACCUGUUUUCCGCACUUCCGACUUUGGCAGUGCUAAUUAAUAUACCGAAUUUUGAAAACUUUUCUUAAAAAAAGUUCCUUGAAAGUAGCAGUUUGGUUCAUAUAAACUUUAUAGCCAAUAAUUUUCAGAAAUUAGGGACCAAAAUUAUUUUUUUGGGCUCAUUGAAUGUAUUUAAAAAAGCUGCGAAGUGUGGAAAAGUCCUUGGGAAAAAAAAUAUGGAAAAAAAUGAUAGUUUGAAAAUUUUACUCCAGAAAGAAGUUUUUUUGUGGUUUACUCAAAAAUUUAAGAAAAAAAUUUCAAAAAAAUUAUUCUUUCAGUAAAAAAAAUUAUUGAUCUCAUAGUAGUAGGUCAAGUAUUUUUGAAAAUGCUUCUAGUUAUAAAAAAAUUCAUUGAUUUAUUCAAAAAAAUAUUUUACAGUGUAGACAGGAGUGUGUGAAACUUCUAUAGUGUUUUUUGUUUGGAGAAAAAAAUUCAAAAAUCGCUAGGAAAAAAGUUUGUUUCCGUUGAAAUUGGCGAAAAAAUAUUUUUCACAACUUUCGUGUUUUUAGGCUCAUGUAAAUAUUCAGAAUUGGAUGAUCAUUUUAAUACGAAUGAAAAAUGAGGCACUAGACCGCUUUAGAAAGUUUUUUAAAUGAAGCUGAUUAAUUCCAGGCCAAACAACAGCCGGGAUUUGUCGAAGUUGUGACGAAAAUCGGCUUCAAUCUGAAAGAUCGACCGAUUCGGCCAGCUCAAGUCGGUGUCGUCGCCCCCCAGUGA
Messenger RNA from Caenorhabditis auriculariae, 3290 nucleotides. The record is from the annotation of a GenBank genome assembly. Lineage: Eukaryota; Metazoa; Nematoda; Chromadorea; Rhabditida; Rhabditidae.